GAACAAAAUAAUCGCAACGCGAAGUGGACUGGAUGGCUUUCUGGGUAAAGUUUAACUAGUGAUUAAAGCGAUUUGCGCUUCAGCUAGAGCAAGCCUGUCACAUACAUCAAUUGCCCAUGGUAUUUCGUGCCGUUCAACGUGAAAACACUGUAAUAAUACAAUACGAGAGAGGGAAAUAGGUGGAUUUUUUGAGACCAUGGAGUCUUGGAAGAGUCACGUGCGCGUAGAGCUGUUUCACAGAGACUGCAGGCAGAAAGAUCCGUUCUCUGGCCUCUUCCACAAAGUGUCCAAGCUGGAGGAGAUGUUGGACUUUCAUGUUAAACUCUGGCAAGGCAUGGACACAAACAGUUCUGAAGAAAAUACUGGAUCUAGAUGUCCUGAUGAAGGUGGGACGCUCUAUUUGAGAGUGAAUGAGAUGGAACUUUUUAAUCAACAGCUCAAGCAGAAAAUUUCAGAUCUGACCAGCAAUAUUUACCUUAAGGAUGCAGAAUUACAAUACUGUCACUCACAAGUGUCCCGUUACAGGACAGAGGCAGUAAUGUUGGCCCAGGGGUCCUCAUGUCUGAAGGCUAAUCUAGAAGAACAUGAGUAUGAGCUGGAGUGUCAGUCGAAGGAGCUGAUGGCACUGAGAAUGGAGCAGAAGACACUGAAAGAGCAGCUUUCAGCCGCAAACCUGCAGAACGAGCAGCUCCUGGAACGCUGGCUGGAGGAGAAGAAAGAGGAGGCCAAGAGGAUCAAUAAACACAACGCAACACAAGAAAGGUGGCAGCGUUUGGCUGGUUGUCUAAAGAAGCGGUAUCGCGCCAGGUCUCGCCCACCGUGUGCAACAAACAGCUCCGAAAACAAACCUUCAGAAUCCAAAAUUCAGCGCCCUCCAUCUUAACACUUACUUAACGACGACAAAUGUGACAUUUUAUAGAGUUUUUGGUGUUUUUUGUUCACUCUGGGAGGUCAUUUCACAUUCAGCAUUCGAGAAAGCUGUUAAAAUGAGACGUGAGGCCAAAAGGGUGGAUUGCUGAAUGUAAAGGCGAGUGAUAAAGCUAGCGUUAAAUGGUUUACAGUUUACAAUAUUUAAUUUGCUAACAAUAGUUCAAACAUUUAUAAACUGUGUUUUUAGCAUUUAGGUCACAGCUAAUGCUAACAGAUAAACAUUUAGAAUAUAAGUGUAAGCAAGAAAUGUUGUGAAAUGUUUCUAUGAGUUAAUUUUAAAUAACAAAUGAAACUUGAAAUUGUUACUAACGUUACAAAUAUUUAAUAACAACCAGUUUGUAUUAGUUUUUUUUUAUUUAAAAAAAGUUAAAUAAAAAUCCAGUUUUAAAACAAAAAAA
Danio rerio (zebrafish) is the source of this 1328-nucleotide messenger RNA. The record is from RefSeq and is a predicted model, not a curated record. NCBI's taxonomy places the organism in Eukaryota, Metazoa, Chordata, Actinopteri, Cypriniformes, Danionidae.